UUCAUUUGUAGAAUAUCAUAUAUAACUUCAAUUAUAUUUCCCCCAAUUCUACUUUCCCUAAAAAAUUUUAUAUUUAUUAGACAGACUCAUUUCAAAACAUUUACAAAUUAUUUUUCACAUAUAUACAUCCAUAACAAUUAUCAUUCAAUAUGAAUACUGAUUUAAAAAUCGCUGUUGACGAAGUCGUCAAGAAUUUCCAAGUUGAUAAAGAAUUCCUUAUUAAAGCCACUGAUGAAUUUGUUGAUUCUAUGGUUAAUGGUUUAAAAACUGAUGUUCCUGUUAAGGAAUAUAUGCCAAUGAUUCCAACUUAUGUUACUGGUAUUCCAAAUGGUAAAGAAACUGGGUUAUUCUUAGCUGCUGAUUUAGGUGGUACCAAUUUCAGAGUUUGUUCUAUUCAUUUAAAAGGUGAUCAUACUUUUGAUUUAAAACAAUCUAAAUCUGAAAUUCCAAAAGAAUUUAUGCAAGGUUCUUCUGCUAAUGAUUUAUUUGCUUAUUUAGCUUUAAAAGUUAAAGAUUUCUUAGAUGAACAUCAUCAAGGUAGUAAAUCUAAUGAAAAAUUAAAAUUAGGUUUUACUUUUAGUUUCCCUGUUAAUCAAACUGGUUUAAAUAGAGGUACUUUAAUUAGAUGGACUAAAGGUUUUGAUUUACCUGAUUGUGUUGAUAAAGAUGUGGUUGAAUUAUUACAAACCAAUUUAGAUUUAUUAAAAACUAAUGUUCAUUGUGCUGCUUUAGCCAAUGAUACUGUUGGUACUUUAUUAUCUAGAGCUUAUUCAAAUAAUCCUGAAAAAUCAAAUGCUCAUACUGUUAUUGGUGCUAUUUUUGGUACUGGUACUAAUGGGGCUUAUUUUGAAACUUUAGAAAAUAUUCCAAAAUUAAAAGGUGUUGUUGAAGGUAUUAAAGGUAUGGUUGUUAAUACUGAAUGGGGUUCAUUUGAUAAUACUCUUAAAAUUUCUCCAAAUACUAAAUAUGAUCAAAUUGUUGAUAAAGAAACUGCUAAUGUUGGUUAUCAUUUAUUUGAAAAGAGAAUCUCUGGUAUGUUCUUGGGUGAAUUAUUAAGAGUUGUUCUUAUGGAUUUAUUUGAUAGAUCAUUAGUAUUUGAAGAAUUAUAUAAACAAAGAGGUGGAUCAUUACCUCAUAGAUUAACUGAACCAUGGUUAAUUUCUGGUGAAGUUUUAUCAUAUUUGGAAAUUGAUGAUUCAACUGAUUUGAAAAUGUCUCAAUUAGUAUUGGAAAAUCAUUUAAGAUUACCAACCACUAAAGAAGAAAGAUUAGCCAUUCAAGCUGUUACUAGAGCCAUUUCUCAUAGAGCUGCUUUCCUUUCUGCUAUUCCAUUAGCUGCCAUUGUUAAAAAGGUUAAAGAUCAAUAUAAAGAUUGUACUAAAGAUUUUGAAGUUGGUUGUGAUGGUUCAGUGGUUGAAUUCUAUCCAGGUUUCCAAGCUAAAAUCUUAGAAGCUGUUGCUUUAAUUGAUCCAUUAGAAGGUUCUUCCAAAAAGAUUCAUAUUAGAAUCGCUAAAGAUGGUAGUGGUGUUGGUGCUGCAUUAUGUGCUUCUGUUGCUAAAUAAGUAACUGUUUGACAUGUACAAAAAAUUCUAUUUUAUAAAAACCCAACAAUGAUAUUGGAAAAACUAAACUUCAAGUAAAUAAAAUUAAUAUGCAUUUUACGAUUAAUGACACUUUUUUUUAUCAUAUUUUCAAAUUAGCUUGACUUUAUAUAUAUAUAUAUUACUAUUUUUCUUGUUUUGUAUUAAAAGAACUGAAAAUCCCCCAAAAAAAAUCCCCAAAUAUUACUUUUAGUGUUCUUCUUGCAUAUUGUCUUAUUACAGAUAUUUGUUUCUUACUUCUUUAUACUUUUCUCUUCUCCAAGUUUAUAUUUUUU
This is a messenger RNA of Scheffersomyces coipomensis, 1876 nucleotides long. RefSeq names its product glucokinase (gene GLK1). The transcript has a single exon. Gene Ontology annotation, cellular component: mitochondrion; cytosol. NCBI's taxonomy places the organism in Eukaryota, Fungi, Ascomycota, Pichiomycetes, Serinales, Debaryomycetaceae. The coding region runs from base 150 to 1562 and encodes 470 amino acids. The record is from RefSeq and is a predicted model, not a curated record. Gene Ontology annotation, molecular function: D-glucose binding; glucokinase activity; ATP binding. Gene Ontology annotation, biological process: intracellular glucose homeostasis; glucose metabolic process; carbohydrate phosphorylation.